CAGAUCAAAGAGAUGGCAUGUAUGCCUUAAAAAGUGAGAAGUACUAGGAGUUUCAACACAGGUUCACAAUGAACAGGAGACUUUAAGCCAGAGGUUCUCUGCCCCAGCAGAUUCAUCUCCCUCUUUUAAUAAUAAAUAUUUUGUAAUGUUCUUUAUACUGUCUUGAACUUAAAGUCAAAGAUAAUAUAACUUAGCUAUAUACAUUAUUUUUUAAAAAGCAAUGUAUUGUGUGUAGAUAUAUGCGCACACACAUAACAUUCAUACAUGCAUACAUACACACAUACAUGCACAUACAGUACAGAUGCCCUAAGAGUAUAUAUGGGAGAAAUUAUAAAGUGUGAUAACUCGUGUAAAUGUUUGGGUAUGACCAUAUUGGAAGGCAUAAAGAAGUAAUUGGAAGCUUUUACUGACAUGUAGAAUCACCUAGAAUAUAGACUACUAUAAAUGCAAAUUGUCAAGAGUUUUAGCAUCACUGUUGGUGAUGUGGUUUUCAGAACUAACAAACACAUUUUCUUGAACAUCUGAACCAAAGUACAAUCUUCCUGUGAUUUACAUUCAUGUUCCCUUCCUAGAAAAUUCAGUGUAACAUUAAAACCAUGUUAAAAAAUACUUUGUGUUUAUAUGUAAAACUGAGGAGCUAAGUUGAGGUAAUGUGUGAAGGUUCCAUGGCAGAUCUUUAAUGUGUAGAAAACUGCCCACUAAAAUGUUGCUGGAUGCCCAACAUUCCUGGCCUCUCCAAGUGGCACCUAUUGAUCAUAACCGUACAUGCCCACUAUUAGGGCAUUUGAUCAUGACAACACAAAGACCCCAGCAGGUAGCCAGGCCCUUACUGGGCUAACAGAAUUUUUCAUGGCCUUGUCUGCCAGAUGGAAAAGCAAUAGCUGGUUGGCCUCACACAGGAGUUCAGCUCCAUUGGAGAGGCCAGCCACUGGGAGGGAUAUUUCUUCUGUACUUCUCCAGAGAGUACCAAAGUCUGUUGUACAUUGGUUUUUUUUUUUCUUCCAGUUUUAUUGAGCUAUAAUUGACACAUACACCAUUGUAAAAGUUUAAGGUGUACAACAUAAUGAUUUGAUAUUUGUAUAAUGGCAAAAUGAUUAUAAGUUUUAAUUUAACACCCACUGCCUUACAUUGUUACAUAUUUUUUUAUUGUAAUGAGAACUUGUAAAAUCUACUCUUUUAGCAGCUAUCAAAUAUUUCAGUGUUUGUAACUAUUGUCACCCUGAUGUACAUUAUAUCCCCAGAGCUUAUAUAUCUUGUAACUGGAAGUUUGUACCCUUUGACCACCUUACCCAUUUCUUCUAUCUUGGGUAUUGGCUAUUAAAAUGACUAUUUGGAUUAGAUGUCCUUUGAAGGUGCUUUUCAACUCUAAGAUUUUCUAUUCCUCAAUAAUGAUGUUUUUGAUUCUUCUCAUUGUUUUCAUUUUAAUAAGAACAUGUAAUUGCAUUGAUAAUUGUUAAACAACAAAUAUGUCUGACACCCCUGUGAUUAUUUUCUGUGACCUUUUCCAUUCUAAACUCUCUGGCUUAGUCUUGUUCUUUCUCUGAGCUCAGGCACCUUGACCCUCCUUGCCUGUGGGGAGGCCCUUGCAGAGCUGAUAGGCUCUUGCUCCAGCUGUCAGCCAGAGAACCAGCAAUCCUUGCCCACCUGUUCAGUCUGCAGUAGGAAUUGCCUCUGUGACUUUUCAGUGACUCAUUUUUUCCCAGCAUCCCACUAGGAUACAAAGACAGUUAUUUCUGAUGCUUGGAAAUUAUCCUUUCAGCCACAAAGAUGGUAAUAAAUCUUUGUCUCCCACAGUUCAGACCAAGAAUUUACUGCAACAAGAUAUCAGCUGAUGGUUAUGAAGUGGAAAAUCUCAUCUCUGAAGACCUCACAAAGAGAAGUCAUGGUUUUAGGACAGAGUAUUUCAUUAAGCCACCAGUCUAUGUGACAGUUUCCUUUCCCUUCAAUGUGGAAAUCUGUAGGAUUAACAUAGACCUCACAGGUGGGGGAGGCCAGAACGUCACUGGUCUGGAAAUGUACACAUCCGCCUCGUCCAGCAGAGCAUCUUGGAAUGCCUCUGAGUGCCGGACCCCAGGCCCAGCUGAGCCAUCCAUGCUGGACAGGGAGGCGUUCACUUUGGUGGGCAGAGUCUUGCUGAAAAACCAGAGCCAAGUUGUGUUUAGCCACAGGGGCUUCAAGGCUAGGCCACCUUUUAGCCCAAUGGAAGCCACACUCCCUUCCCCUGCUGUUGUGGCCCAAGAACUCUGGAAUAAAGGGGCUCUCUCCCUUAGCCACGUGGCCCAUCUCAAGAUCUGUAUCACCCACGUGACAGGCAGUGGUAUUCCUUGCAUCAAGCGAUUGGAAGUGUGGGGUCAACCGGCUAAAACCUGCUCUCAGGAGGUGAUAGACAGUGUCCUGCUGGUUGCCUCAGAGAGCCUCCCUCAGGACUUGGCUCUGCAGGCCCCAGGCUUGCCCAUGGAGAGUGACUGUGACCCCGGGGGCCAGUCUGAGGGCCAGCAGGCCCCCGCCAGCCUGCAGGAGCUGGCUGAGGUAAUUCGGGAUGUGCCUGAGGAGUUCCUGGAUCCCAUUACCCUGGAGAUUAUGCCUUGCCCCAUGCUGCUGCCCUCAGGCAAGGUCAUUGACCAGAGCACGCUGGAGAAGUGUAACCGCAGUGAAGCAACGUGGGGCCGAGUGCCCAGCGACCCUUUCACGGGGGUAGCCUUUACCCCACAUUCCCAGCCCCUGCCUCACCCGUCUCUGAAGGCCCGGAUCGACCAUUUCUUGCUCCAGCGCUCCAUCCCUGGCUGCCACCUGCUUGGGAGAGCACAGACUGCAUUGGCAGUGACUCCUUCCUCCAUUGCUCUGCCCUCUCGGAAAAGGAAGAUGGAGCAGGCUGAACAUGCCCCAGACAGUAGCCUUGGUAUAAAUGCUUCCUGUUCCUCUACCACAAGCCUUCUGGUCUCACCCACUACCUCAGAACACAUGGCUAAGAAAAUGAGAGCUGCCAGUGAGCUUGGUCUGACAUACAUGGACUGCUCAACAGGUCCAGUGUCCCAUGAGCAAAAGCUGUCACAAAGCUUGGAAAUUGCCUUGACUUCAACCCUUGGCUCCAUGCCCUCCUUCACAGCCCGGCUGACCAGGGGACAGCUCCAGCACCUCGGCUCAAGGGGGAGCAGCACUUCCUGGAGGCCAGGCACGGGCUGCUCGGAGCAGCCUGGGAGCAUCCUGGGCCCCGAGUGCGCCUCCUGCAAAAGAGUGUUUUCUCCCUACUUCAAAAAGGAACCUGUGUACCAGCUUCCCUGUGGCCACCUCCUGUGCCGGCCCUGCCUGGGUGAGAAGCAGCGCUCCCCGCCCAUGAUGUGCACAGCCUGCCAGCAGCCAGUUGCCAGCCAGGAUGUGCUGCGGGUCCACUUCUGAGUGACCAGCCUCAACCCAAGAAGACCCAUCGCUGGGAGGAGCCAAGGGGCAGCACGAAGGGGGUCAUAGCUUCCAGAGGCUGGGCCAGCUCCCAGGCACAUCGGGGCCUCUUCCUGCCCAGGGGCUUUCCCCUUGCCUCCUCCCACAGCAUAGCACAGGGUAGGGAGGGGCACCCUACUCCUGUUCAAGGGGCAAUAGGAUAACAAAGCCAUAGUUUGGGCUGGGAGGAAUGGGGGAGAUAGCCCUGCCCUCCUGGCCACCCUGCCACCCCCCUGGCAGAGCCAGCCCUACCCUGCUGAGGGCCCCCAAGUGGUCUGCACACUGCCCCCCCCUCCUGCAGGCUGGCUGUGAGUGACAUGUGAUAGACUGGCUCUGGAUCUCAAAGAGAGCCUCUGCCUUCAGGGCCACCCAAAAAUGGACCAUAGUGGGGGGUCUCCACAGUGACUGACUCAGCCCCAUUCUGGCAGGUCUCUCAAGCCUUAAUAAAGUGAAGGUUGAGUCUGCUG
Messenger RNA from Manis pentadactyla (Chinese pangolin), 3902 nucleotides. RefSeq names its product U-box domain containing 5 (gene UBOX5). The transcript has 5 exons. Gene Ontology annotation, biological process: protein polyubiquitination. Lineage: Eukaryota; Metazoa; Chordata; Mammalia; Pholidota; Manidae. Gene Ontology annotation, cellular component: nucleus. The record is from RefSeq and is a predicted model, not a curated record. The coding region runs from base 1768 to 3396 and encodes 542 amino acids. Gene Ontology annotation, molecular function: ubiquitin-ubiquitin ligase activity; ubiquitin protein ligase binding.